UGGGUCGAAAAACAAAACACAAUGAUGGGGGCAUUUCUGCCCGCCCGCCUGCUCUGCUAGUCUAGCAAGUGUUUCUACCGUUGGGCUUUAAGUUUGCCAUGCCUGAGGAAAAGCAACUGAAGAAUAUGCCUACAGAAAUUCAAGCAUGAGCCAAAGGACUUGAGGAACCAUGCAUCUUGAUUGCCUGCUGAGUCCAUUCACCACAACCACCACGCUUUCCUCACCAAAUAGCCUUUCAACCACGGCAUGCAUGCACGCACGCACGCAUGACCCAAAGUCCAAACUCCAAGCCAUGCAAAAUGGUUCCCAUUAUUUGCACUCUAUAAAGGGUACAUACUCCUACUGUCCUACACCAUUGGAAGCCGCAAGCCAGCAGCAAAAUGGGGGCUACUCACACCCUGCAGCACCUCCACGUCCUCAUGCUCCUCCUCCUAUGCUCCUGUUCCAUGCACGCUAGUUCAGCCAACACCACCGCCGCCGUCCCUUGCCUCGCAGACCAAGCCUCUGCCCUCCUCCACCUCAAACGUUCCUUCACCCAUGCAAACCUACCGUCAUGGCGAGACGGAGAGGACUGCUGCCAUUGGGAGGGCGUCGCCUGCGACACCGCCUCCGGAAGGGUCAUCUCCCUGAACCUCAGUGCCGUCGAUGCGACGAUCCGCCGCGUCGGCCCCGCACUCCUUAACCUCACCUCCCUGAAGAGCUUGAGCCUCAGCACCGCGUGCAUUUCCAAGGGGCUCUCUUCACUGAGCAAGCUCCCAUCACUGAACAAUCUGGAGCUUCACGGGCCAAGCUCCCGGGAUCCGGUAGGUCCGGAGCUAUCUUCGGUUGGCGAUAUCAGGCAGCUGACGUCUUUGCGCCUCGAGGGCUAUGAUUUCUCUCGGUCACGGCCCUCUUGGAUCGGCAAUCUGACGGGCUUGGCGCAUCUGCGCAUGCACGGUUGCGAUUUCACCGGCCCGGUGCCUGAUCAGAUCGGCACUCUUGCGAAGCUGACGCUGCUUGAUUUCGAAAAUUGCAACUACGCCGGGCAACCGGUGCCUUCAUGGAUCGGAAACCUUACCAGGUUGACAAAGUUGGGCGUCCAAGGUUGCCGGCAUUCUGGGUCAAUUCCCUCGACAAUCGCAAACCUGACCCGGCUUGAAGUUAUUCGGCUCGGGAACAACAACCUUGUCGGGAAAAUUCCACAAUCUUUGUUCGCUCUUCCAGCAUUGCGAGCGCUUUCCCUAAAGAACAAUCAACUUUCUGGUCAUCUUGAAGACAUUCCUUCCCCUAUAUAUUCAUCCUUGUCUAAGGUUGAGAUAAACGACAACCAGUUAACUGGCCAUAUACCCAAAUCAAUCCUUCAGCUUAAACAUAUUAAAUACCUCAACCUUGAAUCAAAUAGAUUGUCAGGCACAAUCAAACUAAGCUCUUUCUGGAGGUUGGAGAGACUGUAUUUUCUGAGUCUAUCCAAUAACAAGCUAUCAAUCAUUGUCGAGGAAGAAGAAGUGGACGUUUUAAAUUCCCUUCCUAACAUCUGCUACUUAUACCUUGCAUCCUGCAACCUCACAAAAUUUCCUAGUUCACUGAGAUAUCUAGAUAAAGUUUCCGUUCUUGACCUUUCAAGUAAUCAAAUAAACGAUGUUAUACCAAGUUGGGUAUGGGGGAAUUGGAAGGACCAGCUUGAGUGUUUGAACCUCUCGCGCAACAUGUUCACUGCUUUGGAGAAGUUUCCUUCUCUUGUUCAUAUGUCACGCCUAACUGUUCUUGAUCUCAGUUUUAAUAGGCUUCAAGGCAGCAUACCAAUACCGGUAACUGCAAUGUCUGGGAAUGUAUUGGAUUAUUCAAACAAUAACUUCUCUUCCAUUCUUCAUGACUUUGGAAGAUAUAUUAGAAGCUUCUACCUCGAUUUGUCCAAGAAUAAAUUAAACGGUCAUGUACCAUCUUCCAUCUGCAGAGCAAGCCAUCUCAAUAUCUUGGACCUGUCUUACAACAAUUUUAGUGGAUCACUCCCAUCAUGUCUUAUAGGAAAUGGGAAACUAGCUGUGUUGAAGUUGAGAGAAAAUCAAUUCAGUGGGACGCUGCCUGAAAAUAUUACAGAGGAAUGCAAGUUUCGAACAAUAGAUUUGAACAGAAAUCAAAUUGAAGGCGAACUACCAAGAUCAUUGUCAAAUUGUCAAGAGUUAGAGCUUCUUGAUCUUGGUAACAAUCAGGUCCGCGGUUCCUUUCCGUCUUGGUUGGGUAUUCUUCCAAAGCUCCGGGUCCUUGUCUUACGGUCCAACCAGCUCAAUGGAACAAUAAAGGAUCUUGAUGGUGACCAUGGAACCAUCAACCAGUUCCCUAGUUUGCAAAUACUCUGUUUGGGUUCCAACAGAUUCCAUGGACACCUGCCAAAAGGAUGGUUUAAUAAAUUCAAAGCAAUGAUGGAGAAUGUCAACGAGGAGGGACGAGUUUUAGGAUAUUACACAAACACAACACAUGGAUUUUAUAAAGACACUGUUACCAUCACACUUAAGGGAUCCGACCUUAUUUUCACCAAGAUUCUAACUACUUUCAAAGCAAUCGAUUUCUCAGACAACUCAUUUGAUGGUCAUUUUCCAGAGUCAAUUGGGAAUCUUGUUUCGCUUCACGGGGUUAAUAUGUCAUCCAACAACUUCACAGGACAAAUGCCAUCUAGCUUCAGUAACUUGUCUCAGCUGGAAUCGUUGGACCUCUCUUGGAACCAGAUUUCAGGAGAAAUCCCGCAAUUGCUGACCUCUCUAACCUCUCUUGCUUGGUUGAAUCUUUCAUACAACAAUUUGGUCGGAAGAAUACCUCAGGGCAACCAGUUCUUGUCAUUUCCCAAUAGUUCAUUUGAAGGCAACAUGGGCCUAUGUGGAAGUCCGCUCUCUAAACAAUGUGAGACUGCUUCAAGUGCAUUGACCCCUCCUGAACCACAGGAUAGACUUGAUGCCAUCCUUCACUUCACAUUUAUCGGCCUGGGGUUUGGAGUGGGUUUUGCAUCGGCAAUUACGUUCCGAAUGUUUUUCCACAUUGAAGGAUUGGACUGCAAUCAUUGGUAAAUCCAUGUGCUAUGCCGCUUAGCAGAAAUAUGUAUUUUAUAAUUACAUUUCUUGAAAAGGAAUAUAUUGUGUGUUCAUAAUUUGUACUCCCUCUGUAAACUUUUAUAAGACCGUUAGUAGUGAUCUAAAUGAUCGUAUAGAAGUUUAUAGAGGGGGUACUUGUUAGAUGAGAAAACUUAUUUAAUUCUCUUUGCUUGGUAGAAAGUAUUUUUUAGAUAAACAGUACAUAGUAUUUGAUGCUUCAUUUCACUGUAUGGAUUGCAAAGAUUGAUGAAUCAAAUAUGUGACAUUAUUGUGAA
Hordeum vulgare subsp. vulgare (domesticated barley) is the source of this 3337-nucleotide messenger RNA. RefSeq names its product receptor like protein 22-like. The transcript is spliced from 2 exons. Bases 381 to 3038 code for a protein of 885 amino acids. Gene Ontology annotation, molecular function: protein binding. Lineage: Eukaryota; Viridiplantae; Streptophyta; Magnoliopsida; Poales; Poaceae. The record is from RefSeq and is a predicted model, not a curated record.